AUGGUUGCGUUGGAAUACUCUGUGGCAAUUUAUCACAAAGAAAGAAUGUUAUUAGUAUUUCUUGCUUUUGUUGGGAUAUUGUCCCAAACUGUAUGCAGUGAGGAACAGUCGAAUCCUUUGUAUCAAAUCAACAAGCCUUUAAGUAUCGUGAACCUGGCGAGUCAAGUACACAAUUUAAAAAAUAAUGUCAGAUUUCUCCGAACUGCACGCAUGAAGGCCAAGAUAGAACUGCUGAGACGUGUUGCAGAACUUGAACGUGCACGUGUAUUGGACAUGCGAGAGUUUAACAAACGGAUUACAGACCUGAAAGGUUUACGUGAAACAGACAGUUACGUCAUAAAAAAUUUGACAGCAGCUUUGAAAUCCUUGAAAUCAGAAAAUGCAGCUUUAAGGACAAAACUGGACCACGAAAAGGCUUCAGUAUCCAUCCAUCACCUGAUCCAUGCAUUUUAUAUUGUAGUUACAGGUUCAUCUGAGGCAACGGUUGCCUUCCAUACAAUCCUCACUCGCCCUUUGAUUGACCCUGGUGUUCACCAAUCCAUCAUCUUCGACAAAAUCAUUACCAACGUUGGAGCCCAAUACAGCAGAUACACCGGAAUUUUUACCUGUAAUCAACCUGGUGUUUACGUUUUUUCGUGGCAGAUACUUUUAGAAGAUUCGAACUACAUUAUUUCCGAAAUAGCCAAAAACGGCAAAAGUGUAGGUUCACAAGAGAUUGGCAACGCUCACUAUACCGUAUCAGGGUCUUCCACCGCUGUGGUAGAACUGGCCCAAGGCGAUGAGAUUUUGGUAAGAAUCGCAGGUUUAUCGGAAGGAUCCGAUGUAUUGUCCGAUAUCACCAUGUUCUCUGGCUUCCGAUUGCCGUGA
Molecule: messenger RNA, 867 nt
Organism: Ylistrum balloti
Lineage: Eukaryota; Metazoa; Mollusca; Bivalvia; Pectinida; Pectinidae
Exons: 2
Coding region: 1-867 (288 amino acids)
Molecular function (GO): protein binding
Source: RefSeq, a predicted model, not a curated record